AUGGAGAAAGAUGGCAAGGUUCAUCAAGCUUGUGCCUCUUGCAAGCAUCAAAGAAAGGGGUGCCGGCCUGAUUGUGUAUUGGCUCCAUAUUUCCCUGUGGAGAAGACCCAGAAAUUCCAGGCGGUCCACAAGGUUUUCGGCGUAAGUAAUACACAGAAGCUAAUCAAGGACCUUGAUACGAAAGAAAAUCAAUCCAAGGCCGUCAGCUCCAUCAUCUGGGAAGCCGAGUGGCGGCUUCUUGAUCCAAUCAAUGGAUGCUGGGGAGAAUACAAGAAGUUGCUUGAAGAAGUUAAGAUGCUAAGGCGGAAAAUUGCAAAUUGUCCGAUGUGCAGCGGUGCCAUAUUCAAGCAAAAUCCAUUCGGGUGGACCACUAAUAAUAAUAUUACUAAUACCAAUAUCGUUACUAAUAAUAACAGUUUUGGGUAUGCUAAUACAAAUGGAAAUUUGUUAUUAGAACCUCAUGCCACAUCAUAUCUACAGGGGUUAGAAAAGAGCUCGCAAGGAGGAGAUCCUCUCAGCAUUAGGUGUACUCCACACUCCAUGGAUGGACUUAAUCAGCACUAUUUCAUAGAAGACCAACUACGCGAGGGGCGGGAACAGAUUAGGUGA
Messenger RNA from Magnolia sinica, 609 nucleotides. RefSeq names its product LOB domain-containing protein 2. NCBI's taxonomy places the organism in Eukaryota, Viridiplantae, Streptophyta, Magnoliopsida, Magnoliales, Magnoliaceae. The record is from RefSeq and is a predicted model, not a curated record. The transcript is spliced from 2 exons. Bases 1 to 609 code for a protein of 202 amino acids.